Paramisgurnus dabryanus is the source of this 3556-nucleotide messenger RNA. RefSeq names its product complement component 8, beta polypeptide (gene c8b). Lineage: Eukaryota; Metazoa; Chordata; Actinopteri; Cypriniformes; Cobitidae. Gene Ontology annotation, biological process: complement activation. Gene Ontology annotation, cellular component: membrane attack complex. Gene Ontology annotation, molecular function: protein binding. The record is from RefSeq and is a predicted model, not a curated record.
UACAGACACAGGAGAAUGUCAACAGAGACAGAACUUCAAACAGAUGUCAAACUCAGCGUCAAAAAAGAGUCCAAGAGAAGAGGUCAGGACCGCAGUGAGCAGGCACUGAUUCAACGCUUCAGGGGAGAUGGCAUCAGUUACAAGGCCAAGCUGAUUGGCAUUGAUGAUGUGACGGCUGCGCGUGGAGACAAACUGUGCCAGGACUCCAUGAUCAAACUGAAGGGAAUCGCUGCCUCGGCACGGUCAAAAGGAAACCAUAAACAGAGAAUUUUCUUGACUGUGUCCUUUGGUGGAAUCAAGAUUUAUGAUGAGAGAUCAGGGGUCUUACAACACCACCACACUGUCCACGAGAUCUCCUACAUUGCCAAAGACACAAAAGACCAUCGCGCCUUUGGUUAUGUGUGCGGAAAGAAGGGCAACCACAAGUUUGUGGCAGUCAAGACGAGCCAUUCGGCAGAACCAGUUAUAUUAGACCUGCGUGACCUGUUCACCCUGGUCUAUGAUAUCAAACAAAGGGAGGAGUCACAAAAGAAAUCUCAAAAAGAUCAGAAACACUGUGAGCAUGCCAUCUAUCAGACCAUUCUGGAAGAUGAGAUUGAUGAUCCGGUUUAUCAGUACAUUGUGUUUGAAGCCGGACACGAACCCCUCCGUGGCCACCAAUCAGAAGAGAGCGUUUACCAGGUUCCCACAAGUCAACAGAAAGAAGGGAUCUAUGACGUUCCGAAACGCCAUUUUAAGACUAAUAUAAACCAGUUUGAUCUCUUCGGUGACAUGGCCACUCCUCCAGAUAUUCUUUCAAUGCCGGCGUCACCUGCUAACACUGUGGAUCCCGGAAGAAGACGACGGCGUCAUCCUCCAGAACUCUUCACCCAUUUUAGUCCACCAGCGGUGCCCUCAGGGUAUAUGACCAUGGGUGCUAUCCAGGCAGCCCAUUGGGCUCAACAGUCCUUUGCUGCUCAGGCUGCACCGAUGGCCUUCGGGGUCCAGGCGCCGUUGCAGAUGGCUCAGAUGAUUCCCAGAGGUCAGCCUGUGAUCUGGGGUCAGGCCAAUCUCUUUCACUCCCCAGCCACUGGCCAGCAGCAGUGGGCCUUCGUGCCAGCUCAGGCGGUGGGUAUGGGGCCGCAUCCAUUGCUUCAGGGCCUGGUGCCCAUAGCUGCCAUGCGGCCGCACUCCUGUGAACCCCCCGACACUUCGUCGGCCGUAACGAGCCCUCAGCACUUUGUGGACUCUGCUCUGCGGCACGGCAGAUCUAAAGACACCCUACACGAAGACCCUCAGGAAGAGGCCAUAACGGGUCACGUUAAUGCAGAAACAACUUCAGAUCCUGCACAGGCUGCUGGGAAAAAGGACGUGGAUGAGCUGGAUCUUACACAGAUGAGUUUGACUCCAGGAUCGUCUUUGUCACCAUCCACGAAUGAUUCUCGUCCUGAGCAGGAGUCCACAUGUGUAGCAGAUGUUCCCUCGACAGCACCUUCACUCCUAAACACAAAUGACAGCUCAGGUCAACUAACAGAAGAAGAAGCGGUCUCUUCUCAAGCUGUCAGCGCUGAUGCUCAGCCACCAGAUGCUCAGACAAACAUGACAGAUUCAUCACAGGCUGAUGUUUAAAGACAGAUGACUUCUGGUGCUGUUAUAGUUUAUAGUUCAGGAGAACCUGUGGAUUGUUCACUGUCUGAAUGGUCUUCAUGGACACGCUGUGACCCCUGCCUGAAACAAAGAUAUCGAUAUGCCACAUUGACACAGCCGUCUGAGUUUGGAGGAGAGCAUUGUCAUGAUCACGGCCGAGAGGAGGAGCCCUGCACUCCUCCAGCACGAUACUCCUGUCAGAAACCUGCUCCUCCAUGCCAGGGUUUCCGUUGUACAACAACAGGACGCUGUGUGUUUGAGGCUCUUCGCUGUAAUGGUGAUGAUGACUGUGGUGACGGCUCUGAUGAACAGGGCUGUCAUAAAGUCUACAAAGCCUGUAGUGAACCCACUGAGGAAUACUAUGGAAUCGAGAACCUUGCCAGAGGAAUCAACAUCAUGAACGGUAAACUAGAAGCAGUGGUGCUUGAUAACCGCUAUUAUGCUGGUGGAUGUUUGCCUCAUUUUAUCCAAGAUAUCCGCUUCAGGAAGCCAUAUAAUCUCCAACAGUACACAACAGAGACAAAAGGCUCAUUUGAUUUUAAGAUGGAGGCAUUUGAUUCAUUCACUGAGUACUCCAUGAGUGAAACCAAAAUGACUCUGUCGAAGACCAGUGUCUCUAUUGGAAUAGCCAUUCCUGCUGUAUUUGAAUUCAGUUUUAAGUAUAAUGACCACAGGUACAAGAAAUCAGUCAAGAAGAUGCGCACUUUUUCUGGAACGAAUAAGAAAUUCAUCCAUGCACACUCUGAGCUUGUGAUGGCACGUUAUGCGCUGAAGCCCUCAAACUUGAUGUUACACCCAGAGUUUCUGUCCCGUCUCAAUGCCCUUCCCCUGGAAUACACAUACGGAGAAUACCGACAGCUCUACAAUGACUACGGGACACAUUUUGUUAAAGAGGCAACGCUCGGUGGAGACUUUGACUAUACCCUCGUCUUCAAUAGUGAAAAACUUGAAAAAGCUGGCUACACGCUCGAUGAUGCCAAAACCUGUGUGGAUGUUGGUUUAAGACUUGGUGCAAACAUUAAGGGAAUUUAUGUGAGUGGAGGAGUCUCAGCUGGUGGCUGUAGUGGCCUACUGAAAGAGUUUGGAGAUGGCACUAAAACCAGUAAAAUGGUGGAAGACGUUAUAAUUGUGGUGAGAGGAGGGGACAGUGAGUCAGUCUCACGUCUGGCUGCCAAACAACUGCCAACACCAGGCGACAUGCAGCUGUGGGGCGACGCUGUCUUCUACAGUCCUGAUUUUAUCAAUCGGAAGCUGGAACCGCUGUAUGAGCUGGUGACCCCACGAGACUUCUCCAGCGCUAACAUUCUGAAGAAGAACUUGAGAAGAGCUUUAGAUGAGUACAUGAGAGAGAUCAGCUCCUGCCGCUGCUCACCCUGUCUCAAUAACGGCAUUGCCAUCCUCAAAGGCACAAGGUGUGUGUGUAUUUGUCCACCUGGUUUCAAAGGAGUGAGCUGUGAGAUUACCCACAGGACAGCAUCAGCAAUCGAUGGCAGUUGGAGUUGCUGGUCUUCAUGGUCCCCCUGUACAAGUAAAACUCAGAGCCGGACCCGCCAGUGUAGCAAUCCGACCCCGCAGAACGGUGGGAUGACGUGUCUGGGACCUCAGGAAGAAUCUGCCGAUUGCUGAAACUGAAGGACCAGUUUCUCAAACAAAGGACUUUGUUUUUAAUAAGACAAAAUAAAAUCAGACAGUUAUACAUUAAAUACUCUUUAUUGUGGAUCUUUUAUAUUGUUAAUACAUGCAUGUAAUAAAAUAAAACAUAUUAAACACACACACACGUUGCCAUAUUGCAUUUAUACAAACUGUAUAUUUGAUUCCCCUAACCUACCCCAGUUUAUAUUUGAGUAUAUUUGAGUUUGAUUAAUUAUAUUUUUUUACACAAGCAACACACACAUCUCUGCUACAAAUAAACAUUUGACGUUUGUUUCUA